CUGCAUUCAGUUAUUCGCCGAUAAUUGAUGUCAAAGGACGCGUUACGGCGUCGGUCAUACGGCGCGUAUAAUUAACAAGGAUUUCGAUAACGAACAAUUUGUUGUUAAUUUAGUUCCGGGUUUAGUGCGUUUUCGAUUUGACUUCCGCUUCAAGUGCUGCCACAUUUAUUUGUUUGCGGUUUUUUUGCGACUUUCGUAUGUUUGCGCCAACAUUAUUUGUUUAACUGCCGGUUUAAGCGCUAAAUUGUUGCUCCCUCUACCUUUGUACAACAAAUAAUAUAAACAACACACACAWACACAUAYAAAKAAAGUAUAGUACGCGUGCGCGCGCUCUUCGCUACAACGCCCUGCUUAACAGCGUCGUUCACUUUGGGAGUAGUAAUUUACCGUUGCAAUGCCAAAAGAAGAUCCAUUCGUGAAUCGCGCCCAACUGUUGAAGGCUAUCAAAAAGUAUCCRGAGAUAUGGGACUCAAAUAAUAAACUGCACAUGUGCCGCAGCGUCACAGCGCCCAUGUGGAACGAGAUAGCCGAACAGUUUGGUGGGCAUGUGCCAACAGUAAAACUCCAGUCCAUCUGGAGUCAGAUGAAGUACCACUACCACAACUUGGUACAUCGACAAAUCUUGCAUAAGGAACGCUUCACYACCAAAUGGGAGCACUUCGAACCGAUGUCUUUCAUGUACAACAUCACWGUGGCGAAGAUAGUUGGAGCCGCUGGCGCCAAUGAUGGCAAUCAAACACAGCAUUUGCAGUCACCCACAACCGCAUCACUGCCCACGCCACCGCCGACACCAACCACACCGCAAACGCAGGGACGUGGACGACCCAGCGGCAGUUUUACAUGGCUACCGGCGCAGCAACAACAACAACUACAACAGCAGCURGUGCAAACACCAUUGUCCACACAAAUGCACGAACAAUUGACACCGGGUGGCAUGCCGCAACCGCUACUUACAUCGACGCCCCUACCGACACAGACUGAGGUGAGCGUUGAGACAAGUCCAUUUAUUGGUUUCACUGGACUCGUGCCACCGGCAGCCAUAACGGUGGAAGCUACAACGACACCAAUGCGCAAGCCGGGACGUCCAGGUUCAAUGAAUAAUAGCAUGCGCGGACGCAUCAUCGACGUGAUCAAGGCACAUCCGCCUUUGUGGGUUGGACGUCAACAGGAAGCUGUGCCAGGCCAACGCAAGGCCCAAAAUCGUACAUCGGCUGUGUGGAAGGAGGUUGCCGCGGAGCUGGGCUUGACUGCAAGUCUUGUCCAAACUCGCUGGUCCAUAAUAAAACAGCGCUACGUAGAUGAACUGCAAAAAGAGCGGCGCGCUCACUUCACUCAACAGGCCUUUCACUCCACCUGGGAGCACUUCGAACGCAUGGACUUCAUGCGCGACAUACUCAUCAAGAAGGUAGACGAGCGCGAGCAAACGCGCGAGCAGAUACAGGAAAUCGUUAGUGAGCAUCAACAAUUGCAAUCGGCCGCUGCACAGCAUAUGCGUUAUAUGCGGCUGGGCAUGCCGCCACCGAUGAGCAUGUUGGGUCCCCCAUCGGGUGUGUACGAGGACGGCAGCGUUGUUGGCAUGGUGCCAUUGCAUCAAACCGGUGGCGUAGUGAGUGGUGUUGGUGGCGUCGCCGGCGCUGUGGGUAUGGGACGUCGUCUGGGUGCUGGCGGACGUGUGAAGACCGAAAGCGACUUGGAAUGGGAUCCGUUUGAGAUGAUUUURCAUGUGCACGGCACUGAACCGGCGGCUAAUUGAGCGGAAAUGGCCGAGUGAAAUGAAAAUUAAUUGUAGAAAAGUUGAGUUAAUUGAGUAAGUAGUGUCCAAUGAUAAUAUUAGAGCGCAGUACUGCAUAUGCGAAGACUGGUUUGAGACGCAGUCUGGGUGCUAUAGCAGCUUUAGGGUAUAAGACARAGCAAACAUAAUCGUCUAAAUCAAAUAAAUCGACUGAUUACGCCAUACUAAGGCAUUUCUAUACUAURUGAGAAUCCUAAGAAAUGUCGUAGCAACAUGUGUAUUUGUGUCUGAGCCACUUUGCAAGAUUUUGCAGUCAAAGCAAAUGUAAAGAACUAAAAAAAAUGGUGAUUCAAUCAACCAAAUUGUUUAUCACUUACCGUAUUA
Molecule: messenger RNA, 2116 nt
Organism: Bactrocera latifrons
Lineage: Eukaryota; Metazoa; Arthropoda; Insecta; Diptera; Tephritidae
Exons: 3
Coding region: 395-1753 (452 amino acids)
Biological process (GO): regulation of transcription by RNA polymerase II
Cellular component (GO): nucleus; transcription regulator complex
Source: RefSeq, a predicted model, not a curated record